Messenger RNA from Xenopus laevis (African clawed frog), 1000 nucleotides. RefSeq names its product chibby homolog 1 S homeolog (gene cby1.S). NCBI's taxonomy places the organism in Eukaryota, Metazoa, Chordata, Amphibia, Anura, Pipidae. The record is from RefSeq and is a predicted model, not a curated record. The transcript has 6 exons. The coding region runs from base 367 to 744 and encodes 125 amino acids.
UCCCAUAAUCCCACGCAAGGUUCCGUUGAUCAGCAAACCGUUGCUAGGGCGACACGCACGUGCGUGGUAAAUCGUUACAUGAGCGUCGGUUAAACUGCAGAGAGCAUCAGUCCAGCGGUGUACAGGGAUUCUGUUGUGUCCUUCCAGUGGAUUGAUCAACUACAGGUAUGGGACCUGUUUUCCAGAAUGAUUGGUACCUGGGGUUUUCCAGAUAACAGAUCUUUUCACAACUUGGAUCGUCAUACCAUACGUCUACUAGAAAAUUACAUACACAUCAAAUAAACCCAAUAGGCUGGGUUUGCUUCCAAUAAGGAUUAAUUAUAUCUUUGUUUUCAUCAACUACAAGUGAACUAAUCUUCAGGGAAGAUGCCCUUAUUCGGGAACACGUUCAGCCCAAAAAAAGUGCCACCAAGGAAAUCCGCUUCCCUGUCUAACCUGCACGCGCUGGACCGGACAACUAAAGAAGUAGAACUGGGCUUAGAUUAUGGUUCCCCAAAUAUCAAUAUUGCAGGCCAAAGCUUGAAAUUUGAAAAUGGACAGUGGAUCACUGAGUCAGGGGGGACUGGAUCACAGAGGGAGGUCCAAAGGCUGCGCAAAAGAAACCAGCAGCUUGAAGAAGAAAACAACUUGUUACGUGUCAAAGUUGACCUUUUACUGGAUAUGCUCUCAGAAGCAGCAGCAGACGCCCACUUGAAGGAAAAAGAAAUGGAGGAAAUUAAAAAUCUGACUGGCAGGAGGAAAUGAGUUUGUUGAUAGAGAUGGACAAUAUCUGAAAUUGAGCCAAUGAUUCCCCCAUCUGAUUGGACAGAUCACCAGAGCUUCAUUUUUUUGUAAAGAUUACCGUGGAAAGUAGAAAAGUAUUUCAUUAUCAGAAGACUGUCAAGUGGAAGAUAAAAGUUGCAGUCCACGUAAGAAGAAAAAUCUUCCAAUGAAUCAUGUGUCUAACAGAAAAGUGAUAAUUGGACAAUCCAGUAAUAAAUGGAAAGACUUAUGGACAUUU